UUUGUUUUCUUUACUCUCUCUUCCUAACUGUUGCAGUGGUUUUUUUUUUUUUUGUUUGUUUGUUUGUUUUCUCCCUUCUUGGGAUAUUGUCUGUAAACCCUUGACUUAUUAAAUAUAGAUUUAGUGUUGUAAUAAACUGUUUACUGGGGCUGCUUGUUCAUAUGUUGUAGACUUCCCCUCCCCCCUCCCAUGCAUUCCUCCAACUCCUCAGUCCCAUUCAUUUAUGUUAAAAUGUCUGUGUCCCUCAGGUUCUUUUUCAUAGUGGAUUCUAGAACGUUCUGUGGCAGCUUGGCCAGUGCCGACUUGAGGGAGAGAGGGCUUUUUAUGGUCUGUGUGCAGGGCGCCUGUGCACUGCUGUGCACCUUUUCGCAGCAGUGACUCAAAAAUGGAAGAGAAAAAAAAAAAAAAAAAAGAAACCAGUUUGGUUCUGGAAAUACAUGCAUUUAUAGCGAUUUGUUGUAACUCUUGUUUCGCAAAUCUUACAAACCUUACCUUUUUUUCUGUUUGUCCUGUGGCAAGAGGUGUGCUGGUGUGCCUCUGUGCAAAAACACUGUGAAUUUGCCGGAAAGUCUGGCGCGUCGAUCAUUUGAACACCCAAAUGUAUAUAUUUGCUGUGAACAUUGAUGUGAUAACGUUCUGUUUUAAUGUGUUUUUUUGGGGGUUGACUUAUGACUGCUGACUACUUUAUAUGUGGUGGGGUUUUUUUAGGGAUGUGCAGAUUUGGGGGGUAGCUAUGGUACUUGGACACAGACCAUACCAUUCCGCAAAAGUAAUUUGCGGUAUGCAAGAGAACAUGUGACUCGUUUUUAUAUAAGAUGCCUUAUUACGACAACAUGCUACGGUCUUAAGAAGUUUCCGUUUUUUUAAAAAAGAUUUUCAGUGUUAAUGCAAUCGAGCAUUUACCGAACGUAAAAUUUUGGUAUUUUUGAAACAUUUCGUCGAUUAUUUGAAUUUUCUAUUGAAGUGAAUUGAAGAGAUGAUAAUUCUUAGUACAUUGAGGAAGUUCUUGAAUGGUCUUUCCCACUUCAUUUAAUCUGCUCAACAAUGUUUUGAAUCCAUGUUGUUAUUUUCAGAUAUUAGAUACUGGCUAACUUAGUUCUUUAACUGAAUUUUUUUUUUUUUUUAAAACACCUAUGGAUUUCCCCCAUAGUAUAAUCAUGGCAACUACAAGGUGAAUACCAAAAAUUGGUUUUGUAUUAACUUAAUGCCUUCCAUUUGUCAAUGUUGUAUGUCCGUUCCAUAUUUUUACCAUUGUUUUUUAUUCAAAUUUCAAUUUCACAAGUAAGUGGUGACUCAGGUGAGAAAUUAAGGGGUAUUCAGUCAUUGAAAGUGUAAUUUUGGGGGUGUGAAGUGAUCAGAAGCCAAAGCAUAAGAACUGUAAAACUAGAUGCAGUUAAGAGAGCAUUUUCUUAAUAGUGGGUUUAAAGGCAGUGUGUGUGGGUAGAGCUCCAAGCCUCCUGCAGCCAAUCCAGUGUCUGCAUUCGAGACUCUUGUGACGUCACACCCGGUGUCUGUUCAGGAUUUGUUCACUGCGCCCAAUGACACACACUUUACAGCUGUCGCUUUUAAAAGGCACAAGUUGUGUCCUUUUGCUACCAGUAGGGUGCGCUACAAUAAGAAAUCUGCCCACUCAAACCCUUAUUUGUAGGUCACAGAAUUGGAUAUUUCUCCUGAUGUCUCUCAGUUUUAGUUAUUUACUUUUUUUUUUUAAUUUGGAGAAAAACGUUUCCCAACAUUCUGCCUUUAGUUAAAUUUGUAAAUGGCAUUAAUUAGCAAGAUCACUGGAUUAAUUCAACCAAAUGCCCUUCUAGACCUCAAUCCUGUACAUAAUGGUUUAAAAAAAAAAAGCCAAACUCAGCUUCUCUACUUUUGUCCUCUUUAGCUUGUAAAUACGAAAAGUCAAAGAACAAUUGCUUGUUUAGAUAUUUCCUAAAGGGUUUUAUUGUGGCUAAUUUUUUUUUUUUUUUUUUAAAUAAGUUUGUCCAGUUUUGCUUUUGAACAAAGUUUGAUAGGGCUCGUGGGCUUCUUCCAUUGUAACGUACAGGAGAACGGGAUGGGCAUGGUUUUUUUUUUUUUUUUUUAAAGAUGCACUGUCCUGUUUUAUCCUAAAUAAACUAGAUUUUGCUACUUGGGAACAAAGAAAUUUUUUCUGAAAGUAUUUCCCUGCUGCCCCUCAGUGCCUGUUUCCAGACCCAUUUGCUGUUCGAAAGGGUUCUUGUUGACAUUUCUGUUUUAAUUUGGCCUGAAGUGGUUUAUCCAGGCAUUUACUCACCUGUGUAUUUGACAUCUGUGGAUGAUUAGGCCCUUGUGUAGUUUUAUUAUAGUGAAAAUAUUCAUUGAAGCACAUGUUUUAAUGUUCCUGUUGACUGUAUACAUGUGUUCUUUCUGGUAAUCCAGGGUACUUUGAAGUUUUCAAAGUGGCCUUCCACUUCUGUUUCAGUGUGGAAGGGACACAUGGGACCACAGAAAGCAUCUCAGAGCUAGAGUACCGAUCUAGAAUCAGUUUUGCCAAUUAGCUCAUAAUAUAAUAAGGUUAGGAUAUAGACAGGGGAAAUCUGAUCCUAGAUCAGCUCUUCUGCUCUUGAGAAGCUUUAUGAAUGCCCUGGUCUGGCAGUGGAUUUGAUGUUGCAUAAUGCCCUCACUUCUGUACAAAGUUGAGCUGAAGUUUCUUUCCUUGAACAUUUUGUGCAAAAUUUGUGUUCAAAUUUGAAUCGUUGGGGAGACUGAAGUUUGGAACACUGGAUUAGUUUUCUUUACCCAUAAUUCCUGUUCAGUUUCCCCACUCUGAAGCCAAACCUGAAGGCACAAUUCAGUUUUAUGUGAUAUUCCUAGCAUUUCGAAAUGUCUCUGUCUCAAAACUUAACUGUUUUGGGUUAGUUUUUCCAAGAACUCCUAAACAAAUACAGCAAAUGAGAUUAUUAGACUUCGGUUUUAUUGAGAUGCCUGCCGUGCUUCUGGAGAUCUACAGUCCUGUUAGGUUUUCAGUCCAGCCCUAACAAAGCCCACACCUCAUUCAACAGCUGAAGAUCUCAUUGAACUGCUAAUUAGGAACAGGUGUUCCAAAUCAGGGUUGAAAUGGUGGAUCUCCAGGAGCAGGAUUUGGCAGCCCAGCUCUGAGCGAUUGUAAGGGUGUUUUUCAGCUGAAAGAAGCUGGGUAGGUCUGCAAGUGCAGCACGCCAACAUGAAGCUUGUUAUCCUCCUGGCGUCGUCCUUGCUUUCAGCAGCCCACCCAAACGGCCCAGCUCCGCCGUCAGGUAAGUUCUGGGCCCUCCGGCUACGGAUCUCCAUGGAUACGAGCCUGUUUUCCAGGCCUCGUGUGGACAUCCCAGAUCUGCUCGUUUCUUCUCAGGUAACGUGUGGUUCAACGGAACUCUGGCAAACUGUACUUCCACAAGGUCUUGUUUAGGCUGUAUUCUGUGAUGUAAGAUGGAAAGCAAAGAGUUGUGAGAUUGUCUCCUAAAAAAAAAAAAAAUUAUCUGAAACUUUGUGAUAUGCAUUUUCCCCUUAGUUAAAGCUCUUCUCCAUGAUACAGUUGCACAAUCUCCAGGCAAUAAUAGACUUGGGCUUGAUCUUACCCAGGGAUGUCUAGUUUUAUACAAAAACUUGUGUGCACACUGUGCCUGCAAGUUUUACCGGGCUGCUUAAAAUUCUAAGGUGGAUGUACUGUAGCACUAAGCUAGUCUGUUCUGUAGAAGCAUUAGCCGUCUUUACUCCCGUAAGUAUAUGGGACUCUGAAUCCCGUCUCGCCACUGUAUAGUCUAGAUAGUCUGUGUCAUUAAUUAAUCAUAUUUGGCGCGUCUUUUGUCCGUUUUUUGUCCAUUUGAGUAAUACCAGAUCGCAGUGUGGCUCCACCACUCUGUAUUGGCUUUGCAUUUCUGUUAAAAUCACAGUUUCGACACUAAAAUAUUAAUAAAGGUUAUUUUAAAAUAAAAUUGUGUUUGGUUGUUGUGUAUAAGUAUAACCCGUUUAGUCCGUGUUUUACUGGAAUUUUCUAAUUGCUUCAUGUAGUCAAUGUUUCCAGACGCUCCGCCCUGCGACGAUUUAAAUGUCUCGGUCUAAAGGCGAUGUACUGGUGUGUUUAGAAGUCAAACCUUUUAAAGUGCUGAAAUACCGAUAUGUAUUUGUUUAAAAUGUAGUAGGCCUAAGUGUACUAAUAUUGAAGGUGUUAUUUUUCGGGCGAUUUUAUUCAUAUAGGCUCAUCUUUAGCGGUUAAACUACACGUGCCAAAUUGUGUUUUAUAGCCGGACAGGCCCGAUGUGCAUAAAUACCUACUUUUAUAAAUAUCAGACUGAAAUGGAGAAUGAAGUGGUCGUUCGGCGUUUAGCAACCGUAAGGGUCUAAUUCCAUCGCAAAUUACUGGUUUAUUGGACUGGACAAACCAGAGACAAUUAAUCUACGGAGUAAAUGCCAGUAGAUACUCAGUUGGAGGUGUUUCAUAUAGGAGCUAACAGGAAAGCAACGUGUUGUGAAAACCAUAAUCUUAUUUUUGUCAUUUUUAGGAAAUUGUCGCCCUCUUGUGGCGGCUGUGGUGAAUUUAUUUCGUUGGUCUUGGCAACGUAUCGGGGUUGUUUUCCUCGUGUGUCGUGUGCUUCGUUUAAUUUGCCUUCACUAUUAUUAGCGAUGAUGUAUGUAAUGUGUAUUAUAGUACUGAAAUAUAUAUAGAUGUGAGCAUAGUAUAGCCUACAUUGGCAUGUGUUAAGUCUGCAAGUCUUUUAUUCUGUCCAUCUUUUCACUAUCCAUCUAAGGCGCCCUCUGGUGGCUGAUAAGCAAAAUUACGUAAUAUAAAAUGGUACGAUGUAGAAAAUGGACUCGAUUCAUAAUAAGAAUGUGUAGUUAAAUAUUCGUUGAAGACGUCUUUUUUUGCAAACGUAUUACACUAUAUGGGCUACAUCUAUACUAUUUAAGUUCUUAUUCGCUCCGUUAUUAAUGUAUAUGAGACCAGUGAUUAAUAGAGUAUGGUAUGGAGGCCUACUGUAGUGAAAGCUUUUCCCUGGCGUUUUGAAUUUGGCUCAUCAAUAUAAUGACGGCCUACAUUUCACAUCAGUAACCGAACCUCUACGUAUCAGCUUCGUUAAUCAACUGGUGGAUCUAAAGAACACAACUUAAGCUUGCCACAGCAGCUGUAACAUAAUGCAUUACCCAUCACAUAGGUUAUAGCUUUCACAGGAUUUAAAUAAUCUAUAAAUUAUGAAUCUCAAUGUACGGGUUGGCCUACGUCUAUGAAACUAUGCUCUGGUAGACAAGAAAAUACUUCUAUUUUUAAAGACGUAUAUUUCCUACACGUAGCUAUUAUCCAAGAUAUAAAUGAGUGUGUGACUAGAACACUGACCGCAUAAUGGCUUAGUAGUGUGACGUUAAUGAGUCAUAAUCUGAACCAGAACGAAUGCUCUGACUACAGUGACGUAAACAAUCUCAUUCUAUCAGUCAAGGCGACGCGGAUAUUUAAAAUCUUCCGCCAAAGGUUGUCAUUGCAGUCCGUGUCGGCUGUCUGGGAUGCGGAAUGGAAAUGCAACUCCCUAAGAUUAAUACCAUAGUGCUACAAGAUGGUACUUCCGCGCCUUUUCAACUAACGAGGAGACGAAUUUCCACUGAUAAACUUCCUGUGCCGACCGGGGCCCGGCUGACCCUAACUCGGGGACAGCUCGGGGAUGGUGUGAGUAAAAUAAGUUUGCUAUUAUGAGCAGGGGCGCCGUGUAAUCGUACAUCGUGGCCACAACCAUUUCACAUCAGUUGGUAUUAAAUUCCGAAAAUAAACAAUGCAGUUUACAAAUGUCAAAAGUUUUGAUUAGCUUGACAUUGUGCAGCUUCAUUACUUUAUAUGAGCAUUUUAGCACGCUUUGUUAUUUCAUGUGUUUAGGCUAAUUGAUUUAACAAAAUUACCACGGUAAGAGCCUACUUCCACGUUAACAGCCUAACAGAAACCGACAAUUUUCAGAACUGGAGCGAUAUGGUUUGCAUUUCCUCAGUUGUACAGGCCGACCACAGAAUUCCUACGCACUGGACCGUGCAUGCGCAUUCCGGAUCCCAUUUACAACAACCUGCACGAUCCUCACCUGCGCCACUACUACCACCGGCAGGACAGGCGCAACAUGCUAAAGGAAGGAAACUUCGUCACCGAUGACAAUGAGGUGAUAUGCUCUUUGAAGGACUACAACACGUAUGAGGAGUACCUGAGAAGGCUCAAGAUGGUAGCAAACAAAACGUAUGAUCAGACACAGUCGGCGAAGAUGGAGAAGGUGAUGAGACUCCAGAAGAAAGGUCGCGUUCCCAGGGACGUGAGGCUGGAGGAAGUGAUGGAGUCGAUCCUGGAGGAAGACUCCGAGAACAUGAGGAAGCUCCUCCAAACCGAGGCAGCCAAGAGAAAACAGAAGGGACAAACGGAGGUGGAGGACGAGAACCGACGACUCGAGGAGGCUCUAUACACAGAGCUGGACCUGCUGAGCUGGACGGCCGAGGACCGCUCGCGGCUCGCGCUGCACGAGAAGCAGUACAGGCACGAGCAGAACCGCGAGAUCUACAUGAGGGAGGUCCGGGAACAGAAAGACCGAAGGAAACAAGCUCUGGUCAGUCGCAAGUGCUCCACCAAUCAGAGGAAGCUGCAGGAAAAGAUUCAAAUGUCCAAAGAGGCGGAGCUCAGGAGGCACAAAGCCGAAGGCCGGGAGGGGAGUUUUUGGGAGCUGCCGUCCGGGGAGCCCCAGUGCCUGCUGCCGAGCCGGCCGCGGGCGAGAGGCGCCGCCCCGCGAUCGGGAGCCGCCAGGGUGUACGGCGUCACCGCCUCCGAGGUCUUUCAGAAACUGCCCACGAUCCAGCGGACGGGCGCGAACGACCGGCGGACGCUUCCGGAAAGGAAGGCGAAGGCCUCUCGGGAGAGCGCGGCGGUCGCCGGGCGCAAAGCCGACCUCCCGGACGAGGAGCUCGGCGAGCCGUCGCCGGGCUCGGACCCCCAGGGCCUGCUCCCGCUGAGGCCGCGGCUGGGCCGCCCGGCCCUCAGAUCCGGCGCCGGGAGGGUGUACGCGGUCCGGGCCUCCGACGCCUUUCAGAAACUGCCUUCGCUGGAGUCGUCGAAAUGCAGCGACCAGUAGGAGGCGCUCUUCUAUAGCCGAAAGGAGUCUGAGCAAGACAACUCUAGGGAUCUGCCGGGUCAAAUUAAUAGGGUAGUUGGGAGAUUACAUUGGGUUACGGAUGCCCUCUGCCAAAAUUCGUAAGAAGUCUCUGGG
Molecule: messenger RNA, 7217 nt
Organism: Anguilla anguilla (European eel)
Lineage: Eukaryota; Metazoa; Chordata; Actinopteri; Anguilliformes; Anguillidae
Product: fibrous sheath-interacting protein 2-like
Exons: 8
Coding region: 6009-7082 (357 amino acids)
Source: RefSeq, a predicted model, not a curated record